CUCUCUUUCGGUGCUUUUCCUCCCAUCUGCAGGAUUUCCGCAGCUUUUCCGCUUGCUUCUGAAAGUGGAAGCAUGUUCCUGGCAAAGGCUAUCUUGGAAGGGGCAAAUCAAGGCCUUGGAGAAGCUCUGGGAGGCCUUCUUGGAGGAGGUGGUCAGCAAAGAGGUGGAAGGGGAGCGGGAACAGGGGGAAAUAUCGGAGGGAUCAUUGGAGGAAUCGUCAAUCUUAUCAGCGAGGCCACGGCAGCUCAGUACACCCCAGAGCCUCCUCCCACCCGGCAGCAUUUCACCAAUGUGGAGGCCUCUGAAAGUGAGGAAGUCAGGUGGUUCCGGCACCAGUUUGCCCAGCUGGCUGGACCAGACAUGGAGGUGGGUGCCACUGACCUGAUGCACAUCCUCAACAAAGUCCUGGCCAAGCACAAGGAUCUGAAGACUGACGGCUUUAGCCUUGACACCUGCCGGAGCAUCGUAUCUGUCAUGGACAGUGACACCACGGGGAAGCUGGGCUUCGAAGAGUUUAAGUACCUGUGGAACAACAUCAAGAAAUGGCAGUGUGUCUAUAAACAGUACCAUCGGGACGGUUCCGGCUACCUGGGAAGUGCUCAGCUGCGGGGGGCUCUGCAGGCAGCGGGCUUCCAGCUAAAUGAACAGCUUUACCAAAUGAUCAUCCGCCGCUAUGCUGACGAGGAGGGGAGGAUGGACUUUAACAACUUCAUCAGCUGCCUGGUCCGCUUGGAUGCCAUGUUUCGUGCCUUCAAAUCUCUGGAUAGAGACGCAGAUGGACUGAUUCAAGUAUCCAUCCGAGAGUGGCUGCAGCUCACCAUGUAUUCCUAAAGG
Messenger RNA from Dipodomys spectabilis (banner-tailed kangaroo rat), 834 nucleotides. RefSeq names its product calpain small subunit 2 (gene Capns2). Lineage: Eukaryota; Metazoa; Chordata; Mammalia; Rodentia; Heteromyidae. Gene Ontology annotation, molecular function: calcium ion binding. Bases 73 to 831 code for a protein of 252 amino acids. The transcript has a single exon. The record is from RefSeq and is a predicted model, not a curated record.